CUCGACCUCCACAACGAGUACCGCGCCAAGCACGGCGUGUCGGCCCUGACGUGGAGCGACAAGCUCGCGAGCACGGCGCAGGCGUGGGCGGACCGGUGCGUGUUCGAGCACGGCGGCGGCGAGGCGAUCGGCGCCGGCGAGAACCUCGCGGCGUGGAGAGGCGGCUCGGGCGACGUCUCGCAGGGCGUCCAGAUGUGGUACGACGAGGCGUCCGACUACGACUACUCGUCGCCGGGUUACUCGUCCGCCACGGGCCACUUUACCCAGAUGAUCUGGGCGUCGACGAGCCAGGUCGGGUGCGCCGUGUCCAAGUGCUCGCCGCUC
Molecule: messenger RNA, 324 nt
Organism: Rhodotorula graminis WP1
Lineage: Eukaryota; Fungi; Basidiomycota; Microbotryomycetes; Sporidiobolales; Sporidiobolaceae
Exons: 2
Cellular component (GO): extracellular region
Source: RefSeq, a predicted model, not a curated record